This is a messenger RNA of Mus musculus (house mouse), 1864 nucleotides long. It is a transcript of the gene Tex29, whose product is annotated as testis expressed 29. The record is from RefSeq and is a predicted model, not a curated record. Gene Ontology annotation, cellular component: membrane. Lineage: Eukaryota; Metazoa; Chordata; Mammalia; Rodentia; Muridae. The coding region runs from base 1194 to 1808 and encodes 204 amino acids. The transcript has 6 exons.
UGGAAGAGACUCUUGGGGCUGUUUGCAUGGAGAGUUUGGCUGUCGUGCCGUCUGGCUUAUCUGAUCAAGGAAAGCAGGGACGUGUGUUUCCAGGUUACCCCAUGGAGCCACCUUGAGAUCUCUGAGUCUUGAGCCAUUACAGAGCAGCCCCUUGGGAUUUCUCACACUAGCUCAAGAAACAACAGGGAGUCCCAGGGCUUUUGGUUGGUUAUACUCUUCAGUCACUUUAAAGCUCUCAUCUCUCGGAAGUGGCUUUUAUAGAAUACGUUCUUUUUUACAACAAGGAGCACGCUUCUCCUCCCCACUAGGUAUGUAAGCAGGCAUUAGACACUUGACCCUGGGUGUGGAAGUCGUGCAAAAAUAUGAUUUUCUCAAAGGCACGUUGACUGUGCAUGGUAUAAUUGCAUUUACUUUAAGUCAGGCAGGAAAACCUUCUAGAAUUGCGUGCUUCGCAGGAGGAGCCUCAGACCACUGGGGACUGUCACCUUCCCUCCCAAAUCUCACUGUUUGAAACUUCCUUUUUUUUCUCUCCUCAAUGGUGCAUGUAUUUAUGCAUUGCUAUUAUGCCAUAUGACAUGGAGAAGCAGAGAAGAAAUGUGUUCAUCUUUUGUUUGUCUCCCUUGGAAGGCAGGCCAGGCGUGUUUCUAUGGGAUUCCCUGAAAGAAAGCCAACUUCUCCCUCGAGGCUGGGAGUGGGAGGGGAGGCUCAGCCACGGUGGGGUUGGGGAGGCAUUAGGUCAUGCUGGGGCCAGACACCUCCACAGGCCAAAGACUCUUAAAAGGACCGAUUGCGAUAUCUGAUUCAGAACAAGGAAGCCAUGCCGGAGAUGUAGGCAGACUGGAGCCACAGAGAGCAGCAGAAACUACUGGGCCAAAUCAGAGCGGCUGCUCUGUAUGUUUGGCUGGGAUCCAGUGGCUCUGUCGUCUCCCACUGGGAGAGCAGUAGCUAUAACAAAGGGUGGAAAAACUCUGUCCUUAAGGUCCUUGUGUGCAGCCUCUUGGUCUCCAUCUACAGCUAGGAGCCCUGGGGAACUGUCUUCAUGGGGUGGGAUCAGUACCUACCUACCUCUGCAAGAGGUUCCUGGGAGCUGUUGGACACUGGCCCUGAAAACCUAAGCUUGGAGCUGGGACACCCCACUGCAGGUUUCAGGGGGCAGCUGAGAGGAGACCACAGGAUACAGCAGGAUUCUCAUAAUGAAUAAUGGAAUUAACAGACCCGCGGUUCAAUCUGGCAGACUCCCAGUGCACCCCACCCCCAUGCCCGCCUUGUUUUUUGCCAAGUCAGUGCUGUGUCUGUGCCUUGCAGUGUGUGACAUCCCUCUGUAUGACAUCUGUGACUACAAUGUCACCAGGGAGCGCUGCAGGAGUCUCGACUGCUGUUUCUACAGGGGCGUCUGCUACGAGAAAGCUGUUCCCAUUUAUGUACAGGUGUUCUUCACUCUGAUUUGGUUCGUGGCAGGGGCCUUCAUCAUUGCCGUCAUUUAUAGGGUUAUACAGGGGACUAAAAAAGAGAAGAAGCCUUUACUCCCAGAGGACUCACAGGUUGAAAUACUGAAGUCUCCCACUCCAGAACUCAUUCCAGAACCCAUUCCAGAACCUAUUCCAGAACCCAUUCCAGAACCCAUUCGAGAACCUCCCCCACCUGUCAAGAAGACUGAGAGCCCAAUAGAAGCUGGAUGUUGCUUAUGGAUGAAAUCCAAACCAGCGAAAGAUCAGCCCCAGAAGGAAACUGCAGCCCCAGAACCGCCCUCAAACCCAGAGGUAAAGAAGGUCAACAGUGGCAGUGCCGUGCCCCAGGCAGCACCUUGAAUGUGUGCAACAGAGAGACCAUCUGUGAUAAAAAAUAAAGACAUUUCUUAAGUGUU